GAAGGAGAAAACCGCUGAUCCUUAUAGUAGGCCUAUAACCUCGCAUGUAGUCAUUUUAUGAUUGGGACCCGAGUGAAGAGUCAUCUCGUUUCAUUCCUACUUUGGGAUUCGAUCGAGACUCAUCAACCUUAGUAUUCUGAUCGAAUUGUAGAAAAUUAAGUAAUUAGGUGAUUGUAACCCAUCACUAUGGCUCAGGACAGGUUUGUUUUGAUUGGAAGUUUGGUCUGCUGUUUGGGUGUGGUGAGCAUCGCAGCCUUGGUUCUUGGUAUCAUCAGCAUCACUUCCCUUCAAGGCACGCAAAGAGAGUCUACCAACGAUCCACAGUCGAUUAACAUCUAUACACAGCCAUCAACAGGAAGCAGCGAUGAUGAUGAUGAUAAAAUUUGGAUGUUCGCCAUUAGUCAUUAUGAUGACAAAAGAGCAUAUCUGGAUAAGACAACACACACAAUCAGGGGAUUCACUCCAGAUAUCGUUGAGGCUGUGUGCGAGAUAGCGAACAAGAAUUGCGUAACGGUGUAUGACAUCUCCGCGAACUGUUGGGACAGCAAGGCUGGUGAGCGCCCCAGGGGCGGCAAGGGCAUCAUGAGUGGAUGGUACGAUGGCUGUCUAGAAUGGGUUCAAACGUAUGAUCGUCUUCUGACCUUCACAUUCUCCGCGCCAUAUACCAAAGGAGGUACUGUUGGCCUCUUUGUGAAAAAUGACAGCUUCGUGACGUAUGACGAUUUGACCAAUCAGAAAGUUGGAUUUAUAGAUGGGUGGAACUCGGACGAAUUCUGUCUCGCCCGCUACACAAACAUUAUGGGUUCCACACUUCGUCCCGAUCAGGUAUUUUAUUUUGAGACUGCUGAUCUCCUAGCAGCCGCAGUACAAAAUGAUGUGGUUGAUGUGGCGUUUGGUGAAGUUCUUGGAGCUUUCACCUCCUCAUUGAAACGCAUCUCACCACCGGACUUCGAGAAUAAUUGCAGAGCUGCUGGUGGGUCAGUUAUGACACGACAUACUAACACCGAUUUGGUCAAAUGGUGGAACGACGCAUUCCAACUACUCAAUGACAGAGGGCGCUAUAACGAAAUCUGCGACUCCAUCAAUGAACGCCAUGGUCAUAUUCCCAGUGGCGAUUACCAAGACUUCUGCAUCGGAUACUAGUAAGCAUCAAGAGCUGAUUCGACUAUACUCAUAACGUGACUAUUUUCAAAUGCAGACAUCAUAGAGUGAGGGAGAGGUGGAGAGGUAUAUGAAAGAAAGAUAAAAAAGGAGAGGAUGAUGGAAGAAAAUUGGAAUGUGAUGAGAGGGACGAAUAACAGAGGAGAUUGAGAGAGAGAGGUGUAGAGAGGGAGGGAUGGGGAGGGGUAGGAGAAAAGGAGAGGAGGGGGAGGAAAGAGAGAAGAUGUAAGAGAGUGUUACACUGUGAACAAAUAUUGUGUAAAUUUUAACCAGCACGAGGGUAAUUACAUGCAUUAUGUGUUCAACCAAUUUGGGGCAGUAUGUUACCCAAUUAAAUGCGGGAACCAUAUUGUCUAGUAAGGUAAGAAAAUAAGCAUCAAUUACUUUAGAAUUAGCAAAAUUUUCACCACACUGGAUAAAUCAAAAUGCCCCAAAAGAAAUGCCCAAAUGUUGUUUGGACACCUAAUUACCCUCAUGGAGCACUUUUACCCAUUAUUUUUUAGAGUUGAAGAGGGAGAAGAGAAUAGAGAAAGAAAGAUAAACGACAGAAAUAAAGUAAGAUAAGAGGUCAUCUUAGGAUAGGCCUCAGCAUAUACGCUGCUUGCUAUAAUUAUCUUACAAAGGAAUGUGUACAGAACGUAAACGGGAUGUAAAUCUAUAAUCAGCCAUCGAGAAUUCAAGGCUAAACCUCAAUGUAAUUGCUAACUGAUAGUCGUAUUAACCUGUCAUGUAUAAUUAUAACAUUGUUCUCUAGCUUUAAACCCUAACACUACUUUCAUAACUGCAACGUUUCAAUAACAUUUAUGAUUGAUUUAUCUCGAUCUGUUUCGAUUUUGAUAUUGUUAACGAGUUAUGUUCAUUUAUGCUAAACAAUUGAUGGCGGAGGUAGUCAAAUACUUAUGUGUAAGAAUAGAAAAAAAGUAAAGAACUUGUGUCAAAAUCGUAUUCUUUCUAUACAUCCGUUAUUAUAAGCUCUCAACUGAAUCAACCGAUUGAUUACGUUUUUCUAUUAUAAUUAUUUUUUAGAAAUUUAUUUAUUUAAUUAAUUUAUUUGGGGGGAGGUGGGGGGAUGCUGCCCGUCAUAUUUAAAAAUGUAUUGUUUUUCCGUCAUCAUAUCAUUGUUAGUUCUGUAAAGUUGAACUUUUCAUCGUUUUGUUAUAAUAUGCUUCAUAUAUUUGUUUUAGCAGUUUUAUUUAUUUUGAAUGAUUUAUUUUCUUUAUUAAUUAAAAUAAAAGAAAUCGCCUAGUUUAAUUAUUAAUUCAUUUAUUCAGUUGAUCAUAGCGUUUAAUUAAUAUUCACUCUUCUCGUUAUUUUGAUUUAAAUGGAUAAAAGAGGGGAGGAGAGAAAAUAGCCGCAGAGAACACAACUUAAAGGAAGGAGAAAUUCGGUGUGUGAGUGUGUGUGUGUGGGAGAGGGUGUGUUUGUGUGAGGGUGUGUAUGUGUAUGGGAGAGGGUAUCAUUCAGUCAUUUAUUAUUAAUUAUCAUUAAAAUACACAGAGGGUUGGGGGCUCAGUUAAGUAAUUUUUUUCUAUAGAUAUAAAAGUAUAAUUUUAAGGAAUUUCAUUCCGUCCUUAUUUGCUUCAGUUUUUGGUAAAUAUAUAUGUAUUUUAUUUUUUGC
Molecule: messenger RNA, 2779 nt
Organism: Lytechinus pictus (painted urchin)
Lineage: Eukaryota; Metazoa; Echinodermata; Echinoidea; Temnopleuroida; Toxopneustidae
Exons: 8
Coding region: 187-1143 (318 amino acids)
Source: RefSeq, a predicted model, not a curated record